This is a messenger RNA of Arabidopsis arenosa, 1632 nucleotides long. Lineage: Eukaryota; Viridiplantae; Streptophyta; Magnoliopsida; Brassicales; Brassicaceae. The record is from the annotation of a GenBank genome assembly.
CAUUUCAUCACCAGAACUUAAAAAUAAACAGAAUCCACAAAUAUUUCAAAGUUGUGACAAGAGAGGGAAGGAGAAAACUUAGAAAUGAGGGCAAUCACAACUUCGUUUUUCAUUUUCUGUUUCCUUGUUCCCUCUAUUUUGGCGCAGCUCCGACAUAGGUUUUACGAUGCUACAUGCCCUCUCGCUGAAGAAUUCGUGGCUCAAGUUGUUUCCAAACAUAUGGAGUUUAGCGGAAACAUUACUGCAGCAUUGCUUCGCAUGCAGUAUCAAGAUUGUUUUGUCAACGGAUGUGAUGCUUCCCUCUUGAUCGACUCAACAUCCGAAAGGCCAUCAGAGAAAAGCGCGAGACAAAAUGCAAACUUGAGAUUUUUCGAGAUCAUUGAUGAGAUUAAGAAGGUGGUCGAGAGUGCUUGCCCAAAAACAGUCUCAUGCGCAGACAUUUUAGCUCUAGCCACAAGAGAAUCCAUUAGAUACGCUGGUGUUCAAGGCUUCCAAGUACGAACAGGAAGACGCGAUGGAUUAAGAUCAAACCCCAGUGAUGUUAACUUGCCAGGACCAACAUCUUCCAUGCGUUUUGUAAUCAAUGAAUUUAUAGCUAAAGGUAUGACUGUGGAGGACAUGGUUGCACUUAUUGGUGGUGGCCACAGCGUUGGUGUUGCACAUUGUAGUGCUUUUCAGGAUAGGCUUAAGGAUCCUGCAAUGGAUCCCACACUAAAAGCUAAGCUAAACAAAACAUGUAGCGGCCCAAAUGACCCAUCAGUGUACAUGGACCCAAGGACUCCAUCUCAUGUAGACAAUGGAAUCUAUAGCCAGAUAAUAAAUCAAAAAGGAAUCCUUAGAAUUGAUCAAGACAUGGGUCGCAAUGUAAAUACCUUGCUCACUGUUCCUCAAAUAAAAGCUGAAAUGGAAAAAACGUUGCAGUGGCUUGUUCCUGUUGCUACAAACACUACCAAAUCACCAAACCAGAAAACGAUCCAACUCUCCAGCGGUUCACACAACCCAAGUCUGGGUUCUCCGUUGCUGACUACGGAGGAUCAAGAGAUGCUUAGAGACGUAAGCAAGCGGAGAAAGACGCCAGGAAUAAGCAAGAGCCAAGAGUUUGAAACGGUGGCUAAAACACGGCUUUGUAAGCACCACAGGCUAAGCAAAAGCAGUAGCCACUCGCCGAUGAUGGGCGAGAUGAUGAAGAAUAAGAAGGAUACUUUCUCAACCAGAAGACCUUCUUCUGUUCCCAUCAUUGAUUUUGACAUUGAUCGCAUGAAAGCCCUCGAUGUGAUUGAUCGCGUGGACACCAUUCGAAGCUUGUAGUUAACUACUUCCACACCAUCGGAGUUCAGAUUGGGAUAGAUGGUAAAGAGUAAAGACCACACUCACUUAUCAUCAAAAGUUGAUGAUAUGAAUCGGAAUGCGAUUGAUCCCACAGGUGCCAUCGAAACCCUUUAUAGGUGAUGAAAAAUUGGCAGAGCUUAUUAGUAACUUUGUACUCUUUUUGGUUUUUGUGGGUGUAAUUUGGUUUGGUUUUGUAGCAUUUCCUUUGUAUUGUUGUUCUUUUUCUUGUUGUAGACUAGUUGUAUUGUGUACAUACAAGAAACGUUACUACAUAUAUUUGGAGAAUAAAAAUAUAUUAUCUUC